Messenger RNA from Brachypodium distachyon (stiff brome), 3125 nucleotides. Its product is annotated as phospholipase D delta. Lineage: Eukaryota; Viridiplantae; Streptophyta; Magnoliopsida; Poales; Poaceae. The record is from RefSeq and is a predicted model, not a curated record. Gene Ontology annotation, cellular component: plasma membrane. Bases 146 to 2941 code for a protein of 931 amino acids. Gene Ontology annotation, biological process: phosphatidylcholine metabolic process; phospholipid catabolic process. The transcript is spliced from 3 exons. Gene Ontology annotation, molecular function: D-type glycerophospholipase activity; calcium ion binding.
GUCGCUAGGGACCGACUCACUCACUGACUUGUGGGUCUUUACCUGUCAGUGCUGUUCGUGUAUACAUCGACUCUCUCGCCUGCGCCCCGGGCGAUCGAUCGAUUAACGCAGGCUAGAGAGACGGUCGUCUUCUCCGUCUCCGGCCAUGUCCGCGCCCGAUGGCUCCGGGCCGGAGCCGGUGGUGAUGCUCCACGGCGACCUCGACCUGACCAUCCACGAGGCGCGGGGGCUCCCCAACAUGGACGUCCUCUCCACCCUCCUCCGCCGCCUCUGCCUCUUCCGCCCUCCCCGCCGCAGCAGCCGUCCUCUUCCGCCCCGCUCCGUCUCCGCCUCCGACGAAGAAGACAACCCAAGCACAAGCAGCUCCCACCACCACCGCCACCACCACCUCCAUCGCCGGCGUCCGCGGCGCCCGAAGCAGCCGCACGGGCCGCGGCACCUGCUCCCGACCUCGGACCCCUACGCCGUCCUCCUCAUCCCGCCGGCCACCGUCCUCGCCCGCACCCACGUCGUCCGCAACGCCGACCGCCCGGUCUGGUCCGCCCGCAUCCGCGUCCCGCUCGCCCACGCCGCCUCCCGCAUCGUCUUCAAUGUCCGCGACGCCGACCCCUUCGGCUCCGACCUCAUCGCCGCCGCCUCCCUCCCCGCCUCCGACCUCCUCUCCGGGACCCCCAUCGUCUCCCGCUGGCUCGACCUCCUCCGCCCCGACGGCCGCGGCGGGAAGCCCAAGCCCGACUCCGCCAUCCGCAUCUCCGCCUCCUUCACCCCCGCCUACUCGAGCUUGUCCCGCGGCGGCGGGAUCAUUCCGGCGUAUUUCCCGGAGAGGAGAGGCUGCGAGGUGAAGCUGUACCAGGACGCGCAUGGCGGGGCGGCCAAGGGCGGGUGCUGGGAGGACGUGUGCAUGGCGGUGCUGGGCGCGCAGAGCCUGGUGUACGUGGCCGGGUGGGCGGUGGGGGCCAGGGUGAGGCUGGCCAGGAAGGGGGAGAUGUCGCCGGAGAUGGAGGAGAAGGCGGCGGAGGUCAUGGCGCUCAGCUCCGCCGCCGGCGGCGGCGGGGGGGACGAGGCGGCGUCGCCGGAGCUGGGGGAGAUGACUCUGGGGGACCUUCUCAAGUACAAGUCCCAGGAGGGCGUCCGCGUCUGCCUCCUCGUCUGGGACGACAAGACCUCUCACGACAAAUUCUUCCUCAAAACAGGGGGGGUGAUGGGCACGGGGGACGAGGACACGAAGAAGUUCUUCAAGCACUCGACGGUGAUGUGCGUGCUCUCGCCGCGGUACCCGAGCAGCAAGCUGAGCAUGGCGAAGCAGAAGCUGGUGGGCACGCUGUACACGCACCACCAGAAGCUCGUGCUCGUCGACACGCCGGCGUCGGACACGACGCGCCGCGUCACGGCAUUCCUCGGCGGACUCGACCUCGCCGCCGGCCGCUACGACACGCCCGCGCACCGCCUCUUCGCGGGCCUCGGCACCGUCUUCCGCGGCGACGUCCGCAACCCCACCCUCGGCCUCGGCUCGGGCUCCGGCGGCGGCGAGACGGCGGGUCCGAGGAUGCCGUGGCACGACCUGCACUGCCGCGUCGAUGGCGCCGCCGCGUACGAUGUCCUGGCGAACUUCGAGCAGCGGUGGCGGAAGGCCACGAGGCUUAAUGACGCGUUAGGAAGGAAGCGCUGGAUGGACGACGCCCUCCUCCGGCUCCACCGCAUCCCGUGGAUCCUCAGCCCUAACAAUGUCGCCGGAGCCGGAGAAGACGACCCCGCCCUGCGCGUGUUCCCGGAGGACGACGACCCGCGACAAUGGCACGCGCAGAUCUUCCGCUCCAUCGACUCCGGCUCCGUCAAAGGCUUCCCGCGCUCCUGGGAGACGCAAGAAAUGGCGGAGCGGAACCUGCAGUGCGACAAGAACGUGGCGGUGGAGGCGAGCAUCCACGCGGCGUACGUGGCGGCGAUCCGGCGAGCACGGCGGUUCGUCUACAUCGAGAACCAGUACUUCAUCGGCUCCUCCUACGCGUGGCCGGAGUCCUACUACCGGAGCUCCGCGGCGGGGAACCUGGUGCCCAUGGAGAUCGCGCUCAAGGUCGCGAGCAAGAUAUACGCCGGCGAGGACUUCGCGGCCUACGUCGUGCUGCCCAUGUUCCCCGAGGGCGGGUCGCCGGCGUCGGGCCCCGCGCAGGAGAUCCUCUUCUGGCAGGCGCAGACCAUGCGGGCCAUGUACAACAUCGUCGCCGACGCCAUUGCCACCGCCGCGGGGAGUAGCAAGCUCGCUGGCAGCAGAAGAGCGCACCCGCAGGAUUACCUCAACUUCUACUGCCUCGGGAACCGCGAGCCGCUGGGCGGCGGCGACAAUGGUGCUUCGCGGGCCAGGCCGGCGCCGGAGACGACGAGAUGGGGCACGACGACUAGCAGCAGCUCGGCGCCGUCGGCGUCGGUGGCGACGGCGACGGCGUUGGAGAGCGCGAGGAGGAACAGGAGGUUCAUGGUGUACGUGCACUCCAAGGGGAUGAUCGUGGACGACGAGUACGUGCUCCUCGGCUCCGCCAACAUCAACCAGCGCUCCCUCGCCGGCUCCCGCGACACGGAGAUCGCCGUCGGCGCCUACCAGCCGCACCACUCCGGCAACUCCCCUCGCGGGGAGGUGUACAGGUACAGGAAGUCGCUGUGGGAGGAGCACCUGGGCGCGGCGGCAAUGGCGGCGGCGGCGGUGGAGUCGCCGGAGAAGGAGGAGUGCGUGCGGAUGGUGAACCGGACGGCGCGGGAGAAUUGGGAGAGGUACGCGGCGGAGGAGGCGACGGCGGAGAUGCCGAUGCGGGGGCAUCUGAUGAGGUACCCCGUGGAGGUGGGCGCCGACGGGAGCGUCGGCCCGCUGCAGGGGCACGAGUUCUUCCCCGACGUCGGCGGCCGGGUGCUCGGGUCCACCAACAAGCUCCCGGAUGAUCUCACCAUGUAAAAAAAAAAUUUUACUACGAGGAUAAAUCUAGUGCUCGGUACUUAGCCAGCCGACGUCUCGACCCAGAUACAUUUAUAUUUCGGUAAAUUUGAGUCUCGAACGAGGAAUAGAAUAUCCUUAUAAAUUUGAGUCACUUGGAGGAGGAGUAGAAUAUCCCUAAUAAUAAAAGCAGGAAGGUUUCCUU